Molecule: messenger RNA, 1929 nt
Organism: Chaetomium globosum CBS 148.51
Lineage: Eukaryota; Fungi; Ascomycota; Sordariomycetes; Sordariales; Chaetomiaceae
Exons: 6
Coding region: 1-1929 (642 amino acids)
Molecular function (GO): protein dimerization activity
Source: RefSeq, a predicted model, not a curated record
AUGGCUACAGAAGCAUCUGCUGCCGUCGCCGCGGUUCCUACACGUACUGAAGAAGACCUGGCCUUUCUCUUCAAGCGAUUUCCCGGCUACCUAUUCACUGAACGCAAGGGGCCAGCGUGGUCGUGGGUAUGGAAAUUCGGCUUAGCGAUCCUACCGGUAAGCGACCGCCGCCUUCUGCCGGUCAAGCCCCAACGCGAGAGCAGCAAUUCGAGAUCCAUCGCCACCUUCUUCAAUCUCAAUGCGAACAACGCCGAAGAUCAGAGGAUGGCCAACCACUUGAUCAGCGCGUUCGAUAGAGCUGAGUUUCAACGAAGGAUUGUAAGAUGGCUCAUCAGCGCCAAUCUUCCUUUCCGCACAGCUGAACACCCUUAUCUUCGCGAUGUCUUCUCCUACCUCAACCCCUCUGUCGACAUUCAAAAAGCCAACCUCUCCGAGAAGACUGUUCACGCCCUCGCUGUACGAGAGGUUGAGCGGCAUAAGGAUGCGGUGGUUAAGACGCUCCAGGAGAGCCCCGGGCUGGUUCAUCUAGUCUUCGAUGGAUGGACUUCACGCAACCGCCUCUCUCUCUACGGCAUGAGUGACCGGCAUACGGGUGAGAACAUCGCGGAGGCCAUCCUCGAUGUUAUUAGAAACUAUGGUAUUGAAAAGAAGAUUGGCUACUUCACUGUCGACAACGCUACAAAUAACGACGCCGCGUUGAAAAUAAUCGGUGAGAAGCUCGGCUUCCAGUGGAAAGAGAGGAGAGUUCGAUGCUUCGGCCACAUCAUCAACCUACAUGAGCAAUGGAGGAGGAAAGGCCCCAUUGGGAGGUCAACAGGUCAGACCUCUGGACCAAGAAGCUCAUCUCGGCGCAAAGAGCAAACGGAUCCCGAGAAGCCUCCGAAGCCUUUCUACGAGACCUUCCUCUUUGAGGCGAAGCUUCACGUUGACUCGCAGUUCCGGACGACAGCAGGCACUCUAAAGAAAGGCGCGAAGGAGCCGCUCUUCUUAAAUGAGGAGAACAAGUUGACCGCGAACGACUGGGAGGUCAUCUCUGUGUUGAAAGAGAUCCUUCUCGACUUUGAGCUCGUUGUGAAAGCUCUUCAGGGCGACGGUCAACCUCGUGAGAAGAAGCGCAGCUCCUGCGAUGAGCCGAUCAGUCUAGUACAGGGAGCAAGCUGGGAUCUUCUCGAUGGGUACGAGUUCCUCCUUGAGUCUCUCGAGAGAGCGAAGGCGAGAGUUGAAGACCUCGUUGACGGCGAACACGUCGCUAUUAACGUCAACAACGCAUGGAUGAAGCUCGACAAAUACUACGAGAAGAUCGGCCAGUCUCCUCUCAUCUACGCUGCCACCGCAUUGCACCCUCGGCACCGAUGGGGUAGGUUCGAGGCGUGGCGUGAGCAUCACGCUGACUGGAUCGAGCCAGCGAAGUUACAAGUCCGAGAACUCUGGAGGCAACAAUACCGAGACCUACCAGUCGAGCAGAAAGAGGCUUCAGAACCACCCACGAAAAUCCCCCGCCUCUCGAGCAACAGGUUCGCAAUCUUCAGAACCCAGGAGCGAACUCCAACAAACUCAGCACCCACCUCUCCUUCACCCUUUCCAUCGCCAGCGCUGGUCGAACUUGACGAGUUUGAGCGUUGGCAACUAGAUAAUAGCGACUUUGAUUGGUACGAGGAGGAUCCCCGUGCCUACUGGCACAAGAGAAGGAACACCUACCCACGGCUUGCGCGCAUGGCGUUGGAUCUACACACGGUGCUUCCUAUGAGCGCCGAAGUUGAGCGCUUGUUCAGCGUUACUGGCCAUAUGGUUACUCCUUUACGCAACCGGCUACAGGCGAACACAAUAUCUCUCUGUCAGAUCCUCCGCAGCUGGUACGAUGCCGGCGUGAUUGAUGAUCUCGAUCCAAUACUGUCAUGGAAGACACACGGACACAUGGAAGAUGAUUGA